AUGGAGAACAGCAACAAAGAACAAAAUGUCGAGAAACAACUGGUCGAAGCUGAAGCAGUUCAUGGCUUGGAUCAACAAACGGAGCCUAAAGAGGCAAAGCAAGAAAAAGCGACCCAAAAAUUAGAUCAGCCUAAAGGUCCUCACCAUACCAGUAGUAAAUUAUCAGCUACCAUACAUAAAAUGUUUCAUAUGGAAGGGCAAGUAGAAAAGUCAAAGAAAACUUCAAAACCUUCAAGUUCUAUCGAGUCUGAAGACGAAAAAUCGGAAGCUUCUAGCAAUCAAGCUAUUCAUGAUAACAUUAAGCCGCGCUUUCAAAAGAAUUCUAAUGGGUCACACUGCCAUUACUUGUUACCAAAGAGAGGUCACCGAAUGCAAAAUUUCUUGAAAGAGUUUGGUCACAAUCUUGUUGAAGCUCAACAUUCUCAAAACAAACGGCAUACCGCAGUGAUUGAUAAACUCACCUCUAAACUUCAAUCAGAAUUGUCUUUGUCUAAAAAGUAUGGAAAGCCCCAAGAAGUUAUUGGAAAGGGUGCAUUUGGUAUCGUCCGUAUUGCACACAAAACAGAACCUAAAGUACCUGGCGAAAAGCUUUUUGCCGUCAAGGAGUUCAAGAAGCGCAAUAACGAACCUGAAAAGAAAUACAUAAAACGUUUGACUUCCGAGUUUUGUAUUUCUUCUUCUCUACAUCAUAUCAAUGUAAUUGAUACAUUGGAUUUACUUCAAGAUACUCAAGGAAAUUAUUGCGAGGUUAUGGAAUAUUGCGCUGCUGGCGAUCUGUAUUCCUUGAUCAUUACUACUGGCGGAUUAGAACAAGAAGAAGCAGAUUGUUUCUUUGGUCAGUUGAUUAAUGGUGUUAAAUACUUACAUGACAAUGGUGUUGCUCAUCGUGAUUUGAAACCCGAGAACCUUCUUCUCACUUCUGACGGAUGUCUCAAGAUUACCGAUUUUGGUAAUGGAGAAUGUUUCCGUAUGGCUUGGGAAACACAAUCUCAUUUAUCACGUGGUAUCUGCGGUAGUGAACCCUAUAUCGCACCAGAAGAGUUCACAGAAGAUUGGUUUGAUCCAAGAAAGGUUGACGUUUGGGCUUGUGGAAUUAUUUAUAUGAGUAUGAUUAAUAGCAGCCUUCUAUGGCGUGUCGCUAAAGAAAAAGAAGAUUGCAAUUUUAAAGUUUAUCUAGAGGCAAAGGCACAAGGUGCAGUCUUGGUUCCUUUUCAGCGAUUGAAUAAAGAACGACGUGAAAUAAUGUCGAGAAUAAUAGAGCCCAACCCUAACCGUCGUAUCACUGUGGAACAAAUUAUUACAAACGCUUGGUUCUCUUUGAUUCAAAUUUGCCAUCGAUCAUCUCUGUAUCCUAAUGAUUCAUCCAUCUCUAGUAUGAGUUGUGGUGUAAAUGUUGUAAAUCAAGAAGUGACGCCAAUUAGCAAGUCAUCAAUUUCAAACAUAGUAUAG
Molecule: messenger RNA, 1449 nt
Organism: Funneliformis mosseae
Lineage: Eukaryota; Fungi; Glomeromycota; Glomeromycetes; Glomerales; Glomeraceae
Source: the annotation of a GenBank genome assembly